Molecule: messenger RNA, 576 nt
Organism: Lodderomyces pseudojiufengensis
Lineage: Eukaryota; Fungi; Ascomycota; Pichiomycetes; Serinales; Debaryomycetaceae
Gene: GUK1
Product: guanylate kinase
Exons: 1
Coding region: 1-576 (191 amino acids)
Biological process (GO): purine nucleotide metabolic process
Cellular component (GO): cytosol
Molecular function (GO): GMP kinase activity
Source: RefSeq, a predicted model, not a curated record
AUGUCAACAACAUCAUCAAAAACUAGACCAAUUGUCAUUUCAGGACCAUCAGGAACAGGUAAAUCCACAUUAUUGAAAAAAUUAUUUGCUGAAUAUCCAGGAAAAUUCGGAUUUUCUGUAUCAAACACAACAAGAAAACCAAGAGAAGGAGAAACAAAUGGUAAAGAUUAUCAUUUUGUAACUGUUGAUGAAUUUAAAGAUUUAAUUAAUAAUAAUAAAUUUAUUGAAUGGGCUCAAUUUUCAGGUAAUUAUUAUGGUACUACUAUAAAAGCAGUUAAAGAUGUUUCAGAUACGGGGAAAAUAUGUUUAUUGGAUAUAGAUAUGCAAGGUGUAAAAUCAGUUAAAAAUACAGAUUUAAAUGCAAAAUAUCUUUUUAUAAGUCCUCCAUCAAUUGAAGAAUUAAGACAAAGAUUAGAAGGUAGAGGUACUGAAACAAAAGAAAGUUUGGAGAAAAGAUUAGCUGCUGCUAAUUCUGAAAUGGAAUAUGCAAAUACUGGUGCUCAUGAUUUAAUAAUAGUUAAUGAUAAUUUGGAUAAAGCUUACGCGGAGUUUAAAAAGUUUAUCUUGGACCAAUAG